AUGAUUGUGAUUUUUGGCAGCUCAAACGCCUUUGGACGCGACGUGGACGAGACGGAGAUGAUGAUGCUCGCCGGGACGGUCUUCGUGGUAUCUGUGCUCCUCGUGCUCGUGUACAAGCUAGCACGAGGCUGGGAUGACUUGGAGAAAGAAGACUAUGGCGCCAGUGUGCUACCACUGCGUGCACCUCGAGCAACUAAUCGCUGGGUCAGCAGCCGCAAGACGCACUUUGGACGCCUCGGCACAAUUCAGGAGAACGAGGUUUUCUUUUUUAGCUCCAAGAAGCGUUAG
Molecule: messenger RNA, 288 nt
Organism: Peronospora matthiolae
Lineage: Eukaryota; Oomycota; Peronosporomycetes; Peronosporales; Peronosporaceae
Source: the annotation of a GenBank genome assembly